GGCCGGGGUGUGACGUCAGGAGCUGUCCCCGGUGCUGAAGCAAGAUGGCCGCCCGCUAGUCACCGGGGCGGUGGCGGGAGCGGCGGCGGCGAGCGCCCCCCGCGCCCCCGGCGCCGCCACCGGGACCAUGUCGCUGCUCUGCGUCAGAGUUAAAAAGGCCAAGUUCGACGGACCCCAAGAGAAGUUUAACACUUACGUGACACUGAAGGUGCAAAAUGUCAAGAGCACAACCAUCGCCGUGCGGGGCAACCUGCCCUCCUGGGAGCAGGACUUCAUGUUUGAGAUCAACCGGCUUGACCUGGGCCUGACGGUGGAGGUGUGGAACAAGGGUCUCAUCUGGGACACCAUGGUGGGGACGGUGUGGAUCCCCCUCCGGACCAUCCGUCAGUCCAACGAGGAGGGCCCUGGGGAAUGGCUCACACUCGACUCCCAGGUCAUUAUGACUGACAAUGAGAUUUCGGGCACCAAGGACCCUACUUUCCACCGUAUCCUCCUUGACACCCGCUUCGAGCUGCCGCUGGAUAUCCCUGAGGAGGAGGCCAGAUACUGGGCCAAGAAGCUAGAGCAGCUCAAUGCCAUGCGGGACCAGGAUGAUUAUGCCUUCCAGGAGGAGCAGGAAAAGCCUCUGCCUGUUCACAGCUCCCAGUGCUGCAACUGGAAUUAUUUUGGCUGGGGAGAACAGCAGAAUGAUGACCCUGACAGCACGGUGGAUGACCGGGACAGCGAUUACCGCAGCGAGACUAGCAACAGCAUCCCACCGCCAUACUACACCACCUCCCAGCCCAACGCCUCUGUCCAUCAGUACCCCAUGAGGCACCAGCAGCAGAGCUCCCGUGACUCCUACACCGACUCCAUGCAGAGCUAUGAGAUGGACUACUCAGACCAGCGCCCCAUCAGCCCCACAGGGAGCAGCCGCUACGCCUCAUCGGCCGAGCUGAGCCAGGGCAGCUCCCAGCUGAGUGAGGACUUCGAGAACGAGAGCCUGCGGGACUCGGAGCUGGAUGAGCGGGACGGCGACUCCUACCACUCCUGCCACAGCUCUGUCAGCUACCGCAAGGACUCGCCUCGCUGGGAGGAGGAGGAUGAUGAUCUUUAUCUGGAGGAGGAGGAAGAGGAGGAGGAAGAAUUCAAUGAGGACUACAGCGAGAAUGAGGAAGGCUACCCCAAGGAGGAGGAGGAGGACCUGCGGGAGCAGGGCACCUACGAAACCCCUGAGCACGAUGCCUACCCCCCACCGCAGAAACCCCCUGGGCAGCAGCAGCAACAGGUCCCACAGCAGCAACUGCAGCAACCUCAGCUGAUCCCACAGCUGAAGCCACAGCAGCAGGAGAGGAAGGAGGAGAGAAAGGAGGAAAGGAAGGAGGAAAAGGACACCUCUGCCCCCCUGGAAACUCCAGAGACCCUCCAGGCCCAGCGGGGAGCAGACGAAGCUCCCCUGCCAGAGGCAGCCCCCACACCUGAGCCCCCGAUACCGGCUGAGAGGGAGCAGGCGGAGGUGGAGGUGCAGGACCCCAAAGCACGAGCCAAAGCCAACUGGCUGAGAGUCUUCAACAAGGUCUGCAUGCAGCUGCAGGAGGCCCGCGGGGAAGGUGACGGAGAAGCUAAGUCGCUCUGGUUCAAAGGCGGGCCUGGUGGUGGGCUGAUUAUUAUAGACAGCAUGCCGGACAUACGCAAGCGAAAACCCAUCCCCCUAGUUAGUGAUUUGGCAAUGUCCCUGGUCCAGUCCAGGAAAGCGGGAAUCACGUCUGCGCUGGCCUCGAGCACCUUGAACAAUGAGGAGCUGAAAAACCAUGUUUACAAGAAGACCCUGCAAGCCUUAGUGUAUCCCAUCUCCUGCACAACGCCCCACAACUUUGAGGUGUGGACGGCCACCACUCCCACCUACUGCUACGAGUGCGAGGGGCUGCUCUGGGGCAUCGCCCGGCAGGGCAUGCGCUGCGCCGAGUGCGGCGUCAAGUGUCAUGAGAAGUGCCAGGACCUGCUCAAUGCCGACUGCCUGCAGAGGGCGGCAGAGAAGAGCUCCAAGCACGGAGCGGAGGACCGUACUCAGAAUAUCAUCAUGGUGCUCAAGGACCGCAUGAAGAUCCGGGAACGUAACAAGCCGGAGAUAUUUGAGCUGAUCCAGGAGGUGUUUGGGGUCACCAAGACCACGCACACACAGCAAAUGAAGGCAGUGAAGCAGAGUGUCCUGGAUGGCACCUCCAAAUGGUCAGCCAAGAUCAGCAUCACUGUCGUUUGUGCCCAGGGCCUACAAGCAAAGGAUAAGACGGGUUCCAGUGACCCGUAUGUCACUGUCCAGGUUGGGAAAACAAAGAAAAGGACUAAAACUAUCUAUGGCAAUCUCAACCCGGUCUGGGAGGAGAAUUUCCAUUUUGAGUGCCAUAACUCCUCCGACCGCAUCAAGGUCCGUGUCUGGGAUGAAGAUGAUGACAUCAAGUCCCGUGUCAAGCAGCGAUUCAAGAGGGAGUCUGAUGAUUUCCUGGGCCAGACGAUCAUCGAGGUCCGGACCCUGAGUGGGGAGAUGGACGUCUGGUACAACCUCGACAAGCGGACAGACAAGUCAGCCGUGUCGGGAGCCAUCCGGCUGCACAUCAGUGUGGAGAUCAAAGGCGAGGAGAAGGUGGCUCCCUACCACGUACAGUACACCUGCCUGCACGAGAACCUGUUCCACUUUGUGACGGAUUUGCAAAACAAUGGGGUGGUGAAGAUCCCCGAUGCCAAGGGGGACGAUGCCUGGAAGGUGUACUUUGACGAGACAGCACAGGAGAUUGUGGAUGAGUUUGCCAUGCGCUAUGGGGUAGAGUCCAUCUACCAGGCCAUGACGCAUUUUGCCUGCCUUUCCUCCAAAUACAUGUGCCCAGGCGUGCCGGCAGUGAUGAGUACCCUGCUAGCCAACAUCAACGCCUACUAUGCCCACACCACGGCUUCUGCCAAUGUCUCGGCCUCUGACCGCUUUGCUGCUUCCAAUUUCGGGAAGGAGCGGUUCGUCAAACUCCUUGACCAGCUGCACAACUCGCUGCGGAUCGACCUGUCCAUGUACCGGAACAACUUCCCUGCCAGCAGUCCCGAGAGGCUGCAGGAUCUCAAGUCCACGGUGGAUUUGCUGACCAGCAUCACCUUCUUUCGGAUGAAGGUCCAGGAGCUGCAGAGCCCCCCACGAGCCAGCCAGGUGGUGAAGGACUGUGUGAAAGCCUGCCUCAACUCUACCUAUGAGUACAUCUUCAACAACUGUCACGAGCUGUACAGUCGCGAGUACCAGACAGACCCGACUAAGAAAGGCGAGGUGCCCCCCGAGGAGCAGGGCCCCAGCAUCAAAAACCUGGACUUCUGGUCCAAGCUCAUCACCCUGAUAGUCUCCAUUAUCGAGGAGGACAAGAAUUCCUACACACCCUGCCUGAACCAGUUCCCCCAGGAACUGAAUGUAGGGAAGAUCAGUGCUGAGGUGAUGUGGAACCUCUUUGCUCAGGACAUGAAGUACGCGAUGGAGGAGCACGACAAGCACCGUCUGUGCAAGAGCGCGGACUACAUGAACCUGCACUUCAAGGUGAAGUGGCUGUACAACGAGUAUGUCACGGAGCUGCCCUCCUUCAAGAGCCGCGUGCCCGAGUACCCUGCCUGGUUUGAGCCCUUUGUUAUCCAGUGGCUGGAUGAGAACGAAGAGGUGUCGCGGGAUUUCCUGCAUGGAGCACUGGAGCGGGACAAAAAGGAUGGGUUCCAGCAGACGUCAGAGCACGCUCUCUUCUCCUGCUCCGUGGUGGAUGUCUUCUCCCAGCUCAACCAGAGCUUUGAGAUCAUCAAGAAGCUUGAGUGCCCUGACCCCCAGAUUGUUGGGCACUACAUGCGAAGGUUUGCUAAGACCAUCAGCAAUGUGCUACUCCAGUAUGCUGAGAUCAUCUCCAAGGAUUUCGCCUCGUACUGCUCCAAGGAGAAGGAGAAAGUGCCCUGCAUCCUUAUGAACAACGUCCAGCAGCUCCGCGUCCAGCUUGAGAAGAUGUUUGAAGCCAUGGGUGGGAAGGAGCUGGAUACAGAAGCCAGUGAUAUCCUCAAGGAACUGCAGGUGAAACUCAACAAUGUCCUGGAUGAGCUGAGCCGAGUUUUUGCCACCAGUUUCCAACCGCACAUUGAGGAGUGCGUGAAGCAGAUGGGUGACAUCCUGGGCCAGGUGAAAGGCACUGGCAAUGUCCCUGCCAGCACCUGCAGUAGUGUUGCACAGGAUGCUGACAACGUCCUGCAGCCCAUCAUGGACCUCCUGGACAGCAACCUGACGCUCUUUGCCAAGAUCUGUGAGAAGACGGUGCUGAAGCGGGUGCUGAAGGAGCUCUGGAAGCUGGUGAUGAACACAAUGGAGAAGACCAUUGUCCUGCCCCCACUCACUGAUCAGACGGGCACGCAGAUGAUUUUCAAUGCAGCCAAGGAGCUGGGGCAGCUCUCCAAGCUGAAGGACCACAUGGUGCGGGAGGAGGCCAAGAGCCUGACCCCGAAGCAAUGUGCAGUGGUGGAGCUGGCGCUGGACACCAUCAAGCAAUACUUUCAUGCCGGUGGCGUGGGGCUAAAGAAGACGUUCCUGGAGAAGAGCCCUGACCUGCAGUCGCUGCGCUAUGCUCUGUCCCUCUACACCCAGGCCACUGACCUCCUCAUCAAAACAUUUGUGCAGACCCAGGCUUCACAGGUUCAUGGUGGGAAAGGCAUUAGGUUUACCCUUAGUGAAGAAAUUUAUCCUGAGAAGGGCUCUGGUGUGGAUGACCCUGUUGGGGAGGUGUCCAUCCAUGUGGAGCUCUUCACCCACCCUGGCACUGGAGAACACAAAGUCACUGUCAAAGUGGUGGCUGCAAAUGAUCUCAAGUGGCAGACAUCGGGCAUCUUCCGGCCCUUCAUUGAGGUCAACAUCAUCGGGCCCCACCUCAGUGACAAGAAGAGGAAAUUCGCCACCAAAUCCAAAAACAACAGCUGGGCCCCCAAGUACAAUGAGAGUUUCCAGUUCACGCUGGGGACGGAGACGGGCCCCGAGUGCUACGAGCUGCAGGUGUGUGUGAAGGAUUACUGCUUCGCCCGGGAGGACCGGACAGUGGGCAUUGCUGUCCUGCAGCUCCGCGAUAUCCUGCAGCGACCCGGCUGUGCCUGCUGGCUGCCCCUGGGCCGCCGAAUCCACAUGGAUGACACCGGCCUCACCGUCCUCCGCAUCCUUUCGCAACGCAACAAUGAUGAGGUGGCCAAGGAGUUCGUCAAGCUCAAGUCGGACACACGCUCGGCUGAGGAGGGCAGUAAUUAAAACCCUCCCACCCCCCAGCCCUCUCCCCCUGCUCUUGGCCCCUUUUCUACAGCAGGCUCCAGCCAUGUACAAGCCAUAAGAGCAGCCACAAGAGGAGUCUCCUUCCUGGCCCUGGUGUGGGUGAGGGGACAAUGUGGCUGCAGUGACAGACCCACUGCUGUCCCUCCCUUGGCCAGACUGGCUGGGAGACAGCAGUGCAGAGCACAGCCAUUCCCCCGUCCCACCCCAACGAGAAGGUGCUGGGGCUGGUGGGGCUGCAGGGAAGGGCUGGACCCCAGACUGGGUGAUGGGACAGAUCUUCGCAGCCUGUCUGAGAUGGAAGAACCCCAGCGGCCCCUCCCCCACCCUACCUUGUCCUACCCAGUCCCAAGCUCCAUUGAGCAACACAAGGAAAGGGCUGGGGGCAGGGAGAGUGGUGUUUCAACCUGGGGGUGUUGGUGAGGGGCUGGCACAGCAUGAUGGCCCUUUGUCCCCAUCUCUCGAGUGUCACCUGGCACCCUGAGGGACAGGGAGGCUCCCACCUGCUGAAGACCCUGUACAUAUGUAAAUAGCUGUACAUACAUGGGGCAGCUGGACCAUGCGGCUGUGUCCUGCACCUGGAAGGGCUAUUGGGGCUGCUGGCUUGUGGGGCACAGCCUCUGCAUGCCCCACACAGGGUCCUCUCCCUGGCUGGCAGCAGCGUCACUGGGGCCGGGAGUGGCAGGGAGCAGCCCCCGGCCCGUAUCCUGUCUUCCCUGCCUUGCUGCCACAAUGGGCUGCCCCACUGCUGUCCCCAGGGUGCCAGGACUUGGGGACGAGGGCUGAUGGCACUAGAGCAGAGGGACCUGUCUCCCUUUGUUCUGGUCAGUGGGGACCAGCUAUCCCUGUGCAGUGCAGCCGCGCUCAUGGGACCUCCUUGGCGCAAGCAAGACCCUUCCCACCCCCCAACCCAGAGACCCCUCCACCCCACUUUCCCAUUAACUACCAUUUCUGCGUGAUCAGUGGUGUGCGCGUCUUGUGUGAGUGUCCGGGAGGCCAGGGUGUGCGGUGUCGGGGAUGACCACCCCAGCUGGCCAGCAUGCCCAAGAACCGGGGAAGACAGAGGCCUGAUGACCCCACAAAUCAAUAUACCUCUCUCAGCCCCCUCCCCAUCCCAAAGCAGGGUACCCUGACGGGCCCCCAUGGUCCUUUCUCCAUAGGGUUUGCCUGGGACCAAAGGGUUUAGCUUUCCUCUCCUUUCUGUUCAAUGUUUACACCCCUUUUCUAACCACUGUUCCUGCACGGCCAGGCUGGGGCUCAGCCGACCGUGGUGCCCCUGCCCCCGUGCCCCCUCCCCAAACUGUCCUGUUUGGCAUGUGAUUGAACUGACCAAUUCUGCUCCUGUAGCACAUGUGUCACCGAUGCCUGUGUGUCUGUACAACCCCCGUGCGGCACUGCCGGUGGUGGCUACCAUGGAUGCAUGACAGUGAGAUGUUUUGCACUAUUUUGAAUUUUUUGGGCUCUGUAAAAAUAUUUUAUUAUAACUGACAUUAAAAAGCACACCCUUC
This is a messenger RNA of Columba livia (rock pigeon), 6795 nucleotides long. It is a transcript of the gene UNC13A, whose product is annotated as unc-13 homolog A. Gene Ontology annotation, molecular function: phospholipid binding; syntaxin-1 binding; calcium ion binding. Gene Ontology annotation, biological process: neuromuscular junction development; dense core granule priming; presynaptic dense core vesicle exocytosis. Gene Ontology annotation, cellular component: terminal bouton; neuromuscular junction; plasma membrane. The transcript has 42 exons. The record is from RefSeq and is a predicted model, not a curated record. Bases 128 to 5269 code for a protein of 1713 amino acids. NCBI's taxonomy places the organism in Eukaryota, Metazoa, Chordata, Aves, Columbiformes, Columbidae.